Trypanosoma conorhini is the source of this 999-nucleotide messenger RNA. Its product is annotated as putative activator of 90 kDa heat shock protein ATPase 1-like. The transcript has a single exon. NCBI's taxonomy places the organism in Eukaryota, Euglenozoa, Kinetoplastea, Trypanosomatida, Trypanosomatidae. The record is from RefSeq and is a predicted model, not a curated record. Gene Ontology annotation, molecular function: ATPase activator activity; protein-folding chaperone binding. Bases 1 to 999 code for a protein of 332 amino acids. Gene Ontology annotation, cellular component: cytosol. Gene Ontology annotation, biological process: protein folding; positive regulation of ATP-dependent activity.
AUGGCACGGGUGGGAGAGGGAGACCCUCGGUGGAUAGUGGAUGAUCGUAAGGAUGGCCAUAAUGUCAAUUCGUGGCACUGGGAGGAGCGUGACCUUUCAAGCGAAUGCCACGAGGAACUUAAGCGACGACUAAAGAAUUUUUUACUUUUAAAGGAAGGCGACCUCGAACUGCGUGUCGAUGAAUUGAGUGAGAUCAGCGGGGAUGUGACCGUGGCGCAGCGAAAAGGAAAGAUGAUGUGCUACUUUGAGCUCAAACUGACGUUGAAGUGGUCUGCUGGGGGCGACGUCACUGGGAAGCUCACAGUGCCAGAGAUCGACCACGACAACUUCCGCGAUGAGUACGACAUUACGGUAAGUUCUACUGAGAACGACGCGGUCUCGCAGAGGGCGGAUGCAUUGCUGCGGUCGAAAGGACGUGCCGCCGUGCGGCAGGUCAUUACGAAAUACUUUGACGAGCUCUUUGAGACUUACCAGAUUGGAAAAAACUUGAAAAAUGCUUCAUCCUUGCCCCCGCCAGCCAAGAAGAGCGAGACGACUCCCGCUGCAAGUGAUGCGAAGAGUGGCACUGCGGAGACGGCUUCAAAAGACUCGGUGUCGACGAGAUUUUCGUGGAAGAUGCGCUGGCGUGUUCCUGUUGAAGAGCUGUUUACGGUUCUUAUGAACGAGCAGCGCGCCUCAGUGUACACGCGAGCCCAGGCGAAGAUUGAUCCCCGCUCCGGUGGAGCGUUCGAGUUCCUUGGAGGCGUCAUCAGCGGCUUCUUUGUGGAAGUGGUGCCGAAUGCGACGAUUAAGAUGCAGUGGCGGCUGCGUAGCUGGCCAGCCGGUGUCCACAGUUCUGUGGUGAUGGCGCUUAAAAAAGAAGAACCUGGUGUGUCGUCACUUGAAUUUGCGCAGGUUGGUAUUCCUGAGGGCGAGCUGCAAGUCGUUCAAGAGGGAUGGAAGGCAAAUUUCUUCGAUGCCAUUAAGAUGGUGUUUGGCUAUUCCAUGGAAUAUAUUUAA